Molecule: messenger RNA, 1479 nt
Organism: Pistacia vera
Lineage: Eukaryota; Viridiplantae; Streptophyta; Magnoliopsida; Sapindales; Anacardiaceae
Product: nucleosome assembly protein 1;2-like
Exons: 11
Coding region: 178-1398 (406 amino acids)
Biological process (GO): nucleosome assembly; somatic cell DNA recombination
Cellular component (GO): nucleus; chromatin
Molecular function (GO): chromatin binding; histone binding
Source: RefSeq, a predicted model, not a curated record
UAGUUAAUAAAGAGAACAAGUGUUAGGUCUCUAGGGCGAGGGAGAGGAUUUAAGCAAGGCCACGUUUGUUUUUGACGCCUCUCAAACCCUUUUCCCUUCCUUCCCCAAUCUCUCUCUUUGCGACUUAGGGUUUUAGGGUAGCCUCGUCUCUGUUAUUUAAUCAAAACCUCUUCGGCAAUGAGCAGCGACAAGGAUAACUUCAACAUGGCCGAUCUUAACGCCUCUCUUAACGAAGAGGAUCGAGCUGGCCUUGUCAGUGUCCUCAAGAAUAAGCUUCAGAACCUAGCUGGCCAGCACUCUGAUGUUCUUGAGAACUUAGCUCCCAAAGUCAGGAAGCGUGUUGAGGUUCUCAGAGAGAUCCAGAGUCAGCAUGAUGAAUUGGAGGCAAAAUUUUUUGAGGAGAGAGCAGCACUUGAAGCCAAAUAUCAGAAACUGUACCAGCCUUUAUACACCAAGCGUUUCGAUAUUGUGAAUGGUGUUGUUGAAGCAGAAGGAGCUACUAAUGAAGCUGCAAUGGACCAAGAAGAGGAUAAGGCUGCUGAAGGUAUACUCUCUGAACAUCACCAUGGGACUCUCUCUAUUGUGUCAAUAUUCUUUUUGGGGCUUUAUUUUGAAUGUGGUACACUUAAUGCAGAGAAAGGAGUACCUGAUUUCUGGCUCACUGCAAUGAAAAAUAAUGAAGUGCUAGCUGAAGAGAUUACUGAGCGUGAUGAAGGAGCUCUCAAGUAUCUUAAAGACAUUAAGUGGUACAGGAUAGAGGAACCGAAAGGAUUCAAGCUUGAAUUUUAUUUUGACACCAAUCCUUUCUUCAAGAACUCUGUCUUGACGAAGACUUAUCACAUGAUUGAUGAAGAUGAACCUAUUCUUGAGAAAGCUAUUGGGACUGAGAUUGAAUGGCAUCCGGGAAAAUGCUUGACACAGAAGCUUCUUAAGAAGAAGCCUAAGAAGGGAUCAAAGAAUGCUAAGCCUAUCACUAAAACUGAAGAUUGUGAAAGUUUUUUCAAUUUUUUUAAUCCACCUCAAGUCCCUGAAGAUGAUGAAGACAUUGAUGAAGAUACUGCCGAGGAGCUUCAAAAUCAAAUGGAGCAAGAUUAUGAUAUUGGGUCAACCAUUAGAGACAAGAUUAUCCCCCAUGCUGUUUCAUGGUUUACAGGCGAGGCUAUUCAAGGGGAUGAGCUUGAAAUAGAAGAUGAUGAUGAAGAAGAUGAGGAUAUUGAUGAGGAUGAAGAGGAUGAGGGAGAGGAUGAGGAUGAGGAAGAGGAAGACGAUGAUGAUGAAGACGAUGAAGAUGAAGUCAAGACCAAAAAGAAGUCAUCAGCUGGAAACAAGAAGGGUGGAAGGCUACAAAGUGGAGAUGGUCAGCAGGGUGAGAGACCUCCAGAAUGCAAGCAGCAGUAGAAGUUGAAUGGUGAGGAGCCAGUAUAUCUUUGUGUGGUUAGAAGUUGUGGUAGAGCUUUACAAUUUGUUUAGGGUUUUUAG